ACAUCUCUAAUGGAAUAGGUACAGGUCCCAGUGACCAGUAUUAAGUCGCCGCUUGUAGUGACUUCACGUUGCUUAAUAUAAUACAAGUAGCUACAGUUAAAAUGGAGGCGGCAAACAAUUGAGGAGGUUUUAUAACAUGGCUCGCAUUACGACUGUAUUUCUCUGCCUGGUAGUGUCUCACUUCAGCUCUGGUUUCAAUGGGGACAGCUUUGAACUGGAGUGCCCCGAUGAAUGCGACUGUCAUUACUUCAGGAUCAACUGGGUCACGGACUGCUCGGAGAGCAAUCUCACAGACGUGCCCUAUAAUGAACUGAGUCUCAGCGUAUAUAUACUUGAUCUCAAUGGGAACAACAUCACCACUCUCCAGACUUUCCCAAGUGACAUCAAGAUGAGGAGGCUCCAAAUAGCCAAUAAUAAAUUAACCAGAGUAGACAGAGAGGCCUUCAAAGGUCUCGAGUAUCUGAUAGAUGUUGAUCUGUCCGGAAAUAAUAUAAGCUACGUCGAUCCAGAAGCAUUUCUCAACUCGCAUGGACUUCUAAAUGUUGAACUCCAAAGUAAUCCCUUGACGCUCGUCGAAGGUCCGUUUCUUGUGUCCAGUACUCUUCAAUACUUGGACAUCAGCGAUUGCAACUUAUCAACAAUCAACCCUCAGUUCUUCGACAACAUCACGUCCCUUAACACUCUCGAUCUCUCCAAUAAUCCACUUAAUGUACUUGAAAGUGGAACAUUCGACGUCCUAACAAGCCUCGAGACACUGAAACUAAACGACUGUAGGUUGACUAACAUAUCUGAAAAUGUUUUUUCGGCAUUGGUCAAUUUGAAAAAUUUGGAGAUUGCCGGCAAUUAUCUAUCAAACAUGAACUGGCCAGAAUUACUCGGAACACUUUCGAGGCUAGAGUAUCUUAAUUUACGAAAAUCAGCUGUAACAUCACUGUCUGAAGACACAUUUUCGAAUUGCACAAAUUUGGUUACGCUUAUACUAGCUGAAAACGAAUUACUUGACUUGGACGUGGCAGCGAUACUGGGAAACAGCGUUAAUAAUUUGGAACUAUUGGACCUGUCUAAUUGUAAGAUACGACGCCCGUUAUCAGGGGAAGCUUUUGCUAACGCAACAAGGUUAAAGACUCUCUUUCUAUCCGGGAACCCACUUUUUGCACCGGAUCUCCAAGAGGCAUUGUCUCCGCUACCGAAAAUCGAGAAACUGUUCUUAAGUAACUGCGGUCUUCGCAGUUUGCCGGACAAUUUUAAUGUAUUCGAAAACCUUCUCGAAUUAGAUAUCUCUCACAACCCCCUUGUAAACGUGUUUGCAAAAUUACUGGCGCCUUUGGAGAAGAUAGAAUAUCUUAAUAUGGGCUACAGUAAUCUGUCUUACAUCGGACCAGAGACUUUUGCUCAUAUGACGUCUUUGAAGAAAUUAGUUCUAUCUGGAAACGAUCUCCUGUCCUUAGAAGCAGGGCUGUUCGGAAAUUUGACACAGCUAACAACAUUGGAAUUAGAGUUGUGCGGUUUGAAGCGGCCACUUUACUCGAACGUUUUCUUUAAAAAUCUUACGUACAGCGACCUGCGGGAAAUUAGACUGGGAGGUAACCCGCUUGUCAUACCUCCAACAGGACCUUUGUUCCCAAAAAUUCUAUCACAAGUAGUCGUCCUAGAUUUGAGCAACUGCAAUAUUUCAUCACUUAAUCCAGACGCUUUCAAAAACACGAUGAAUUUGACGGAACUAAAUCUGUCAGGCAACAAAAUAAAAUCAGGUGAAGGAAGUUUGUCAUUUUUGGAAAUACUGCAACAACUGGAGAAGAUAAAUCUCAGUAACAAUAAUUUAACGACUAUAGACCCACAGCUGUUUGUGAAUAAUCCUAAGUUGUACUCGAUCAACCUGAUCGGUAACCCGUUCAGUUGUGACUGUAAGAUAGCCGAGAUGUGGGAUUGGGCGAACAUGAUUAAAGGCAAUCUGGAUGUGCUGGUGGGCGCUAAGAGUGCCGAAAAAGAUAUCGUUGUUAAAGGCAACAAGAAGAAGAACAAUCUAUAUUGCCGCUACAACGAAACGCAGCUGCGGAAUAAGACUUUGAACACAAACAAAACCGUACUAGGCAGGAGGCCGUUCGUCAAGCCGAGGGAAUUGACGUACGCCAACAGAACUUGGGCGAAAUAUGUGCGUGAGUCCGGAUGCGAACCGGUCGUCAAAAUACUGAGGCCGGUCGCUCGGCUUGGAAAUUUAUUGGAAGAAAAUAAUACUACGCAAAUCCCUCUAGCGGUUCUCAUAUUAGCAUUGGUCGCUCUAUGCCUCGGUGUAGCCACAGUCGUUAUGACGAUGCGCCUGUUUAAAAGACAGAAGGAGCCGGGCGGGAAUACAGGAAAUAAUAGAAAACGGAGAUAGUGGAGUGUAGAAGAGUUAAGAAUCGUUCAGGUUAUCCGCCUCUUCUAGAUGUUGUCAUUAUGAAAACUAUAUCGUCUAUGAAUGUUGAUUUCACGUGCGCCGAUAAAUAUACACAACCCCCUUUGACGGAGGUUUUAAAAGUUUAAAUAAAAACAAUUUCUACUAGUCAGUCUGAAAGAAUAUAUAUUAAAUAAUAAUUGUUAUUAAUUCAGCAAAAUCAAAUUAUUAAGUUAUAAUUAAUAACCAAUCACGAUACGAUUUCAUAUUUAUUUUUAUAUCAACAUCAACGUAAAUUACAUUACAGUCUUACUGUUAUUAUGUAAGGAUCGUAUAAUUUUUAAAGCUGUCCAAGCUUGUGUAUAAAAAUGUAUUAGCAACACAUUGCCUUAGAUCAGGCUUGCAACGAAUAUUCGGUCACUAUUAGUUAUUGGGCUGCGUUUAUAUUCGGCCGAAUACCGCUGACUUUAGUAAUAUUCUUGCGUAUUGUACAUAUACAUAUAUUCAUUUCUCAUAUAAUCUUUUAAGUUAUCAUUGAUACAUAGCAAAGGUACACAAUCAUCUUCUAUAUAAGAAAAAUGAAGGAUUUUUCUAUGCAUUUGAAAUAUUUUCAUUAUCAAAAUUCAGUAGGGGAACAUUAUGGUGUAGAAAGGCAAUUUUCUUAAUUAUUAGGAAGAUUUUUACUUUUUUUUCUUUUCCGUAGACCAAUUUUUGAGGCUUAAAUACUUUUUUUAUUUUUUUGCCAUUCGGUUAGAUUGCUGGCCGUAUAUUCAGAAUUCGUUGCAAGUCUACCUAAAACCAUCAAAGGCAUUAAGUUAGUAACAAAUUUAAUAUAAAACAAUACGAUGGUCGUAAUCUGUUUAUCAAAUGUAUUUACAUUUAUUUCGGCCAUGAAAUAUAAAUUAUCUGAAAGUAUGCGAACCCGUUAACGUUAUUUUGUGUCUGUAUUCCCCAUAAAGAGCGUUUGCAGAUUUUACUCCGUUUAUUUUUAUAUUUUGUGUGAAGAUUUAUAAUUAUAAAUGAGACACUGAAAACGCCUCGUAUGUUGUUUGGCGAUUCAAACUUGUGUUAAGGUAUAACAAAAAACAGUGAUAACCUUCUCCUUUUUUGAAGUCGAUUAACAAAGUAAUUUGCAUUAUAUACUAUAAAUCUAUAAAAAGCAUUUGUUAAAUUUGGAUGUAAGCUAAUAAUAUUCAAUAAACUAUAUAUUACAAUGUAACAAUUAUUUACUGUGGAUUAUGUGACAAGAAAUAUUAAAGAGGUUAUAUUUUUACACAGAUAAUUAAAUAAACUUUUCAAAUAGUAAUUUAAUGAAUGUAAUUGUUAAUUAUAUUCAAUAUAUAUAAGGAUAAACCUAUUUUAACUCUUCAUAUAGGAAUGGUUAUUCAUGUUUGUGUAAAUAAAUUAAUUUUUGGAAACGAAACCUGUUUACCUUCAACAUAACAAGAUGGCGUCGAAAGUAAUAAAUGUGACAGAACUUAUUGUUCAAUCUAGUUUGCAAAUAGUUUUUGUUUUUGUACAGUUUAUUGUAUGAGUACUGUGAGCUGAUGAAUUGUUGGAGCGGGAGAGGAUUUCUGAACCGAUACAAGUUUUAAUGUAGACUAGAUGACAGGCUUAGGAAUUUUAUAAUUAAAGGUGGAUAAGAUCUA
Danaus plexippus (monarch butterfly) is the source of this 4023-nucleotide messenger RNA. Its product is annotated as carboxypeptidase N subunit 2-like. The coding region runs from base 137 to 2377 and encodes 746 amino acids. NCBI's taxonomy places the organism in Eukaryota, Metazoa, Arthropoda, Insecta, Lepidoptera, Nymphalidae. The transcript is spliced from 3 exons. Gene Ontology annotation, molecular function: protein binding. The record is from RefSeq and is a predicted model, not a curated record. Gene Ontology annotation, cellular component: extracellular matrix.